Messenger RNA from Macrosteles quadrilineatus (aster leafhopper), 1038 nucleotides. RefSeq lists its product as uncharacterized. Bases 1 to 732 code for a protein of 243 amino acids. The record is from RefSeq and is a predicted model, not a curated record. Lineage: Eukaryota; Metazoa; Arthropoda; Insecta; Hemiptera; Cicadellidae. The transcript has 2 exons.
AUGGCGAAUGGUAAAGACGUACAAGUUUGUCCAGCUUGUAAAAAUGUCGUUUUAGACUCUGACGACGCGGUUGAAUGCGAAUUUUUCUGUAAGAAAUGGUAUCAUUGUGCGUGCGUUGAUAUCAAUAAUGAAGAAUAUGUACUAAUGUCUCAGCUCGCCGAAAAAUCAAAGUGGGCAUGUAAUACUUGUGAAUUGAGGUUGGGUAAGAUUAUUACCAAAGUCAGCGAUUUUGACAGCCUAAUUGACUUACACGCCACGGUGAUAAACCUAAUUACGGUAGUCAAAGAAGUGGUUAGUGAUAACAUUGCUAUUAAAGAUAAAUUAGAUCAACUGACGAAGCCUUUGUCGCAGGAUAGGCCUAGGACUAAUGAGUUUAGGGGAGGAGUAAAUCUGACUUCUGCGAUUCUCUCCCCCUCCGAUUUGUUGAAUAAAGAUCAACUAAGUACUACUGGGAAAUUAGAAGAUUCUGUUUUGAUAGUAGACAAUCAGCCAGAGCCAGUAUCUGUCAAUAUUCAAAGUUGUCCUUCUCACGUCAAUGAAGAAACAAACAUUUUUGUCUCUCCACCUAGCAACAGAUCUUAUAGUUCUGUGACCAAGAGUAAAUCCAAAGUAAAACAAACAGAAAAUGUGAAGGUUAUAAAUAACUCAGCACCUAUUUUUAGUGACACAUUUACAAGAGUUGAAACAAGGAAGGGUACGACACGAGACGAAAGGAUGAUUUUCACCGUGUGAGGAGGAAUUUCAACAAAACUGGCCGAAGUCCUUUUGUGAUGGGGUCAAUUUAUUUCAACCUCCUACCAAACAAUAUAAAGGAAUUAGAAGGCACUAAAUUCAAAAUUGCUCUGAAGAAUUGGCUAGUUAAAAAAAGACCGUACUCAUCAAAAAUUUCAGAUCUAACCGAUUCGGCAUAACAAUUUGGAAAACUACAUUUUGAGUGAUCUAAGUUGAGCCCAGGUUUGUACACUAAGAGGUAAUAUUGUUUUAUAUAUAUUGAAAUUGUAUUCUUUUUUCUUUUAUUUUGACAUUGGUGACUUUUGU